Messenger RNA from Amorphotheca resinae ATCC 22711, 1287 nucleotides. RefSeq lists its product as hypothetical. The record is from RefSeq and is a predicted model, not a curated record. Gene Ontology annotation, biological process: beta-D-galactose catabolic process via UDP-galactose, Leloir pathway; glucose metabolic process. The transcript has 3 exons. The coding region runs from base 1 to 1287 and encodes 428 amino acids. Lineage: Eukaryota; Fungi; Ascomycota; Leotiomycetes; Helotiales; Amorphothecaceae. Gene Ontology annotation, molecular function: aldose 1-epimerase activity; carbohydrate binding.
AUGUUGUGGCAAGCCUCGUCCUCCAUCACGGCCGCCCUCCUGGUCUCCCUCGCAUCCGCCACGCCCCAGAUCCCCGGCCAAGUGCUCACCGGCACCGUAGGCAAUGCCACCAUCGCCGGGAACCCCAGGGGCCCCGACGUGCACGGCAAAUACGAGAUCCGGGGCCCCGGCAUCCGCGCGCUGUUCGUGCCAUACGGGGCGGCCAUCGCGAACCUCUUCCUCAACGACACGGCCGGCAUCGAGCGCGACGUCGUGGGCGGCUUCGACAACGCCAGCUACUACACCGUCGACCGCCAGCACCCGCACUUCGGCGCCGUGCCGGGCCGCUACGCCAACCGCAUCCGCAAUUCCAGCUUCGAGAUCGAUGGCCAGACGUUCCAUGUGCUGCCGAAUGAGAACCCCGAGCCGGGCAGCCCCAAGGGCGUCGAUACGCUGCAUGGCGGGCCUGAUGGCUGGGAUUGGCGCAAUUGGACGGUGGUCGCCCAUACGGAGGACAGUAUCACCUUCAGCCUCACGGAUCCGGAUGGCGAUCAGGGAUUCCCGGGGGAGGUCGUGAGUUAUGUGACGUAUACGCUGGGCAAUAUGACUUGGGAUCUGAGGAUGGUGGCUGUGCCGACAGAGAAGAAGACGCCGAUUAUGUUGAGUUCGCAUACAUACUGGAACCUCGACGGCUUCGCCAAUAACGAGACGGCCCUCGCUCUCAAUCACUCCCUCUGGCUCCCCUACGGCGGCCAGCGCGUCGGCACCGACCCGAUCCUCAUCCCAACCGGCGACAUCCUCGCCAACGCGCCGCAAUCCGUGAACGAUUUCUGGACCGCGCCCAAGCAGCUCGGCGCCAACUUCACGAACCCGGCGCUGCUGGGCAACUGCGGCGCGAACUGCACCGGCUACGACACCUGUUUCUUGACGAACCGCCAGCAGCCCUACGAUUGGCGGCAGGCGGGCCCGGUGGCGCGCCUGCGCAGCGCGUGGAGCGGCAUCCAGGUCGAUGUCUUUACGGACCAAGAGGCUUUCCAGGUGUAUUCGUGCGGUGGGAUGAAUGGAUCGAUGGCGCUCAAGUCAACGCAGGGCCUGUUCAAUGUUACGGAGCGGCCGCGCGUAAUCGAGCAGUACGGCUGCGUGGUCAUGGAGGUCGAGGACUGGAUCGAUGGCAUUAACCAGCCGCAGUGGGGACGGCGGGAGAAGCAGAUCUACGGGCCCGGCGGCGACCCCUACGUCUUGCAGGCGAGCUAUAAGUUCAGCCUGAACAGCACGGCCGUGGGCUUGCUGGGCCCGGGCAGUGGAUAG